AUGGCAACAAAAUCAUACAUGAUGUUUCAAGUCUUUUGUCUUAUUUCCGUAUUCUGCUUGAAUACCGCUCUUCAAUGUAAAGUAUGCACCAAAGAAGAUUCGAAUUGCGUCAUUGGUGACAAUAUCGAAAGUCGUACUUGUGGCAAUGGUGAAGAUCUUUGUUUCACAUGGUUUGACCGUAAAGGUAUUGAAGUGAGAGUUGAACGUGAUUGUAUAUCAAGUGGCACCAAAGGAUACAAAGCGAUGAAGAAAGUGAUCGGAUCGCGAAAUAGUGGCUGUAUAAAGAAUAUAAAUCGUCUUGAUUGUUUCGCAUUUUGUUCUCUUGACGAUUGUAACUGA
Molecule: messenger RNA, 339 nt
Organism: Adineta ricciae
Lineage: Eukaryota; Metazoa; Rotifera; Eurotatoria; Adinetida; Adinetidae
Source: the annotation of a GenBank genome assembly